AUGAGUGGAGAAUAUAGAGGCAGAGGAUUUGGAAGAGGAAGAUUUCAAAGCUGGAAAAGAGGAAAAGGUGGUGGGAACUAUUCAGGAAAGUGGAGAGCAAGACAACAUGGAGCUCACCUGACUAAAGCCACGGAGAAGCAUACUCCAGAACACACCCCACAGUCUUUGUUACUUCAGUCAACUUUGGAUCAGUUCAUACCAUAUAAAGGCUGGAAGCUUUAUUUCUCAGAAGUUUACAGUGAUAGCUCUCCUUUUAUUGAGAAGAUUCAAGCAUUUGAAAAGUUUUUCACAAGACACAUUGAUUUAUAUGAUAAGGAUGAGAUAGAAAGAAAGGGAAGUAUUUUGGUGGAUUUUAAAGAACUGACAAAAGAUGAUGAGAUCACUAAUUUGGUACCAAAUAUAGCUAGUGAGCUAAGGGAUACACCGGAGAAAACCUUGGCUUGCAUGGGUCUGGCAAUACAUCAGAUAUUAACAAAGGACCUUGAAAGGCAUGCAGCUGAAUUACAAGCCCACGAAGGCUUGCCCAGUGAUGGGGAGACAAUGGUAAACGUGCCGCACAUUCAUGCAAGGGUGUACAACUAUGAGCCCUUGACACAGCUAAAGAAUGUUCGAGCAAACUUCUAUGGAAAGUACAUUGCGCUAAGAGGAACAGUGGUUCGAGUCAGUAAUAUAAAGCCUCUUUGUACCAAGAUGGCUUUUCUGUGUGCUGCAUGUGGAGAAAUUCAGAGUUUUUCUCUGACAGAUGGAAAAUAUAAUCUUCCCACAAAGUGUCCCGUGCCUACAUGUCGAGGGAAGUCUUUCACUGCUCUCCGCAGUUCUCCUCUCACAGUUACGAUGGACUGGCAGUCGAUCAAAAUCCAGGAGCUCAUUUCUGAUGAUCACCGAGAAGCAGGUCGAAUUCCCCGAACAAUAGAAUGUGAGCUUGUUCAUGAUCUUGUGGAUGGCUGUGUCCCAGGAGAUACAGUAACUAUUGCCGGAAUUGUCAAAGUCUCCAGUGCUGAAGAAGGUUCUCGAAAUAAGAAUGAUAAAUGCAUGUUCCUUCUGUACAUUGAAGCAAAUUCUGUUAGCAAUAGCAAAGGACAGAAAACAAAGACAUCAGAGAGUGGAUCUAAGCAUGGAGCAUUGAUGGAGUUCUCACUUAAAGACCUUUAUGCCAUUCAGGAGAUUCAAGCGGAAGAAAAGCUGUUUAAACUUAUUGUCAACUCUCUUUGUCCUGUCAUUUUUGGUCAUGAGCUUGUUAAAGCAGGUUUGGCAUUAGCACUCUUUGGAGGAAGCCAGAAAUAUGCAGAUGACAAGAACAGAAUUCCAAUUCGAGGAGACCCACACGUCCUUGUUGUUGGAGAUCCAGGCUUGGGAAAGAGUCAGAUGCUACAAGCAGUGUGCAACAUUGCUCCACGUGGUGUCUUCGUUUGUGGUAAUACUACCACCACCUCAGGUCUGACAGUCACUCUUUCAAAAGAUAGUUCCUCUGGAGAUUUUACUUUGGAAGCUGGUGCCCUGGUACUUGGUGAUCAAGGUAUUUGUGGAAUAGAUGAAUUUGAUAAGAUGGGAAAUCAGCAUCAAGCCUUGCUAGAAGCCAUGGAACAGCAAAGUAUUAGUCUUGCUAAGGCUGGAGUGGUUUGUAGCCUCCCUGCAAGAACUUCCAUUGUUGCCGCUGCGAAUCCAGUUGGAGGACAUUAUAAUAAAGCCAAAACAGUUGCUGAAAAUUUAAAAAUGGGGAGUGCCCUAUUGUCCAGAUUUGACUUGGUCUUUAUCCUGCUAGACACUCCAAAUGAGGACCAUGAUCACUUACUCUCUGAACAUGUGAUUGCAAUAAGAGCUGGCAAGCAGAGAACUGUUAGCAGUGCCACAGUAGCUCGUAUGAAUAGUCAAGAUUCAAAUACCUCUGUACUUGAAGUGGUUUCUGAUAAACCAUUAUCAGAAAGAUUAAAGGUGGUCCCUGGGGAAACAAUAGAUCCCAUUCCCCACCAGCUAUUGAGAAAAUACAUUGGUUACGCCCGCCAGUAUGUCUAUCCAAGGUUGUCUACAGAUGCUGCUCAAGUUCUUCAGGAGUUUUAUCUAGAACUCCGGAAACAGAGCCAGCGGCUAAAUAGCUCACCAAUAACUACCAGGCAGCUGGAAUCUCUGAUUCGUCUAACAGAGGCACGAGCAAGGUUGGAAUUGAGAGAGCAUGCAACCAAAGAAGAUGCUGAGGAUAUAGUUGAAAUUAUGAAAUACAGCAUGCUAGGAACUUACUCUGAUGAAUUUGGGAACCUAGAUUUUGAACGUUCACAGCACGGUUCUGGAAUGAGCAACAGGUCAACAGCGAAAAGAUUUAUUUCUGCUCUCAAUAACAUUGCUGAAAGAACUUACAGUAAUUUAUUUCAAUUUCAUCAACUUCGAAAGAUCGCCAAAGACAUAAACAUUCAGGUUGUUGAUUUUGAAAACUUUGUUGGAUCACUGAAUGACCAAGGUUAUCUCUUGAAAAAAGGCCCAAAGGUUUAUCAGCUUCAAACUAUGUAAAAUAUUUUACCAAGUAGCACCUCUAGGGUUUAUUAGCAGUUUAAGCCAUUUCAGUAAUAAUAGGC
Chrysochloris asiatica (Cape golden mole) is the source of this 2567-nucleotide messenger RNA. It is a transcript of the gene MCM8, whose product is annotated as minichromosome maintenance complex component 8. The coding region runs from base 1 to 2502 and encodes 833 amino acids. The transcript is spliced from 18 exons. Gene Ontology annotation, biological process: double-strand break repair via homologous recombination. Gene Ontology annotation, cellular component: nucleus; MCM complex. The record is from RefSeq and is a predicted model, not a curated record. Gene Ontology annotation, molecular function: single-stranded DNA helicase activity; ATP hydrolysis activity; ATP binding. Lineage: Eukaryota; Metazoa; Chordata; Mammalia; Afrosoricida; Chrysochloridae.